ACGUAGAAUCGACGCAGUUCGUGGUUGCGCGACUAGCGAAGCGGACAAGUUUCUGCCGUCAUUCGGUCCCGUAAGGGUUUCAGUGACGUUUGUGCUAGCAUAGAAGAGAGGACGGAGAAGGCGAUCAAGAUAUCACGCACAUUCAAGUGUUGAAGCUACAUUAGAAUUGAAAAUGUUCACCGGAUUAACGAAUCAGGUGUCUACGUGGAUGGGCAAAAAGGCGGAGGACGCCGGUACAGAGGUGCCGGCUGAAGAAAAAGUUGCCGCAUCUGCAGAAGGAGAAGAUGUGGACAGAAAAGAUAGCCCGACCAAAGGCAGCAGCAAAUUGGAAAUGCUGGCUGGUGUGAAGUCCCAGAUGACAGGCUGGUUCAGCGGUGGAAUCCCCGGAUUAAGUCGUGCCGGUGCACCGGCAAACGAAGGCGAAGCGCAGGCAGCAGCGGCCAUGGACGAAGGUGGACAGGUAGCACAGAACACCGAGGGCACCGGCGAACAGAAAGAAGACGACGCCAGCAGACUCUAUAGCGCGACUGGCGGAGCUGAUAGUGGUCCCGGGAGUUUAGAAGGCUCUCCAACCGACGACAAGGAAGGACAACAGCCAUUUGGAGGUGUCUCGACGAAGGCGCUGGCAGGCGCCAAGACACUGGGUGGAUUUUUGUACAGCGCUGUGAACAAGGCUGGAAAAACCGUCGCGGAGGCUGGAGCCAAGAUCAAGAAAACCGUCGAGGAGAACAGAUUGGUCGCGGAACUGAACAAAGAACAAGAGGCAUUCAUUGCCAACAAGCACACCGAAAAGGGAGAGGCCGUUGCACCAUGGGUCGGCGCACCGAACGAGGACGUAUUACGAGAGGAGUGCUUAUCUUUGUCGACGGACCAACGUAACUUCCUGAGGCCCCCGCCAGAGGGUGUCGAUUUCCCGUGGGACUUUGAGGCCGUGCAACCGAUGGCAGAGGCUACCCUCGCCCUCGAUCCGAACUUGGAGAACAUGAGGUUCCAGUUGGUACCGAAAGUCCUUGCUGCCUGUUCGAUUAAUUUCGUAACACCCUGUAUACGGGUGUCGGUUCUUCGCCAGAGCCACGAGCUGAACGCGAUGGCCCAAGCAGAGAACAACCCGACCCAAACCCCAUCCGGAAACAUGGAAGCAGCUGAAGUUCAAGUGACCACUGGCCAGGAAAGCAGCGGAACCGUGACCACCGGAAGUAACAGCGCGCUGGCCGAUUCGCCAGGCCACGAAUUCGUGUCCGAUAGCAUGAGGGUCUCGGACACGGACCUCGAAGAGGUCCGAGAAGGCAUGAAAAAAUUGGGGAUGCAGCCACCAAAAGAAAAUGAUUGGGAACGCGAAUUGGAAGCAGAGCUGAAGGAUUGCGAAGACCAACGUUGGAUCCAUAUGUUGGAUCGAGACGAGUGGGAGAAGCAGAUCGACGAGCUGCUGGACACCGAGGACGACGAGUGAGCCAGGGGAUCCCCCUUUGCGACCGGAUAGAGACGAUCUCUCGUCCGCGUUUCAAUUCAGAUCCUGUGUGAUAGGGCGACUGUGCGAAGGAUCGGCGGCCGGGGGGUUGUCUUGUAUCUUUCUUCCAUCGACCUUCCU
Habropoda laboriosa is the source of this 1588-nucleotide messenger RNA. RefSeq names its product synapse-associated protein of 47 kDa (gene Sap47). Gene Ontology annotation, cellular component: cytoplasm; synapse. The transcript has 10 exons. The record is from RefSeq and is a predicted model, not a curated record. NCBI's taxonomy places the organism in Eukaryota, Metazoa, Arthropoda, Insecta, Hymenoptera, Apidae. Bases 173 to 1450 code for a protein of 425 amino acids.